Molecule: messenger RNA, 1632 nt
Organism: Phoenix dactylifera (date palm)
Lineage: Eukaryota; Viridiplantae; Streptophyta; Magnoliopsida; Arecales; Arecaceae
Source: RefSeq, a predicted model, not a curated record
AGCACACCUUCAUAUGACAUUCUCAUGCCCUCCUGUUUUUCUCUCUCUCUCUUCAAUCCCCCUAAUUAUUGGGUUCCCUGGUCGCCGAUUACGGGAUCCGAUCACUCGUCGCGAAUCUAGGGUUUCUGUAUCGGCUUUUUCCUUGAACCCUACCGGGAAUCCUUCGAUCGAAUGCGAUUUGGAGAAGAAUUGCGUUGAUCUUUUGAUCUCCAAGAAAUCAAUCCAUAUCCAAAUAUAUAAAAAGGUCCACCAAUGGUCCUGCUUUUUUGAAUCACUCUUGUGUCUUUUUGUUGAUUUUUUGUGCAUUUUAUAUAUAAAAGUUUCUAAACUGGGGGAGGGAUUGAGAGGGAAGAUAGAGUGAUUUAGGGAUGAGCGAAAACCCUAACCCACCAGUGGACGUGAAGCCGGCUGACGGCGGCCGCUUCCGGGGCUACCACAUCCAUAAGCCGGCGGCCGCCCACCAGGUCCUCGCGGUCGUGGCGAUGCCGGCGCAGAUCGACGAUGGCCGUGGUCGCGGCGGAGAGUCGCAGUUAAUCGCCGCCACCGAUGCGCAGGUUUUUCAGGAGUACGAGGAGGCGGAGCACCACGGCGGCGUCGUCGUCGGAGGCGGACAUGGGAUGGAGGAGGAUCGGGAUGUGGCCGCGGACGACGAAGGGAUGGAGGCCGAUGGGCAGGCCGAUCCAGGCAAUCUAGGGGAUCCUGAAGCGGUGAUCGCCCCUCAAGUCGGUGGCAACCAGCUCACACUCUCGUUCCAGGGUGAGGUCUAUGUCUUCGACUCCGUCUCCCCCGAAAAGGUUCAGGCCGUGCUCUUGUUACUGGGGGGGCGUGAGAUGAACACUGCUCUAAAUUCUUUUCCAUCAUCUUCCAAUUUGCAUAACAGGCGCAUAAACUUCCCUCACAGAGUUGCAUCGCUGAUGAGGUUUCGUGAGAAGAGGAAAGAGCGGAACUUUGACAAGAGAAUACGAUACAAUGUUCGCAAAGAGGUUGCCCUAAGAAUGCAACGAAACAAGGGUCAGUUCAUAUCGUCCAAACCAAAGCCUGAAGAUUCAUCAUCUGGCGUUACCAGUUGGGAUACUGCCCAACAAUGGGGUUCACCGGAGAAUCGGCCGCCAGCAGCAUCUGCAUGCCAUCAUUGUGGCAUUAGUGCAAAAUCUACACCAAUGAUGCGCCGUGGGCCUGAUGGACCGAGGACCUUAUGUAAUGCAUGUGGUCUGGUGUGGGCAAAUAAGGGAACAAUGAGGGAUCUUUCCAAAAAUCCACCAGCAGCCAUUCCAAAUGCCUUAUCAGAACCAAGAGAAGGGAAUCCUGCUGAAUCAGGAGCUGCACAACCCGUUGUGAUCACUGCCAACGGUCAUGACUCAUAAUGGGAGGUCCUGUGCUUUUGGCGUUAGGGAUUCCAAUAGGAAGAGUUGAAUUGUAGUGGGGAACUCAUCCCCCUUAAUAGCUUCUCAAGAGCGUAGAAUAUUAUCAUACAUGUAUGUACAAUAUUAUUAGAGUAUUAGAUAAAGAAUUUUUCUUUCUUUUUGGCAAUCCUUAAGACUGCUACAUUUAUUGCAAUUUAAUCAUCAUGGGAAGAGUCACAGUCGCUCAUCUAAUUUAGUCAAACUGAUAUGCGAAACUUCACCGUGUUCA